Molecule: messenger RNA, 2043 nt
Organism: Ipomoea triloba (trilobed morning glory)
Lineage: Eukaryota; Viridiplantae; Streptophyta; Magnoliopsida; Solanales; Convolvulaceae
Product: putative leucine-rich repeat receptor-like serine/threonine-protein kinase At2g14440
Exons: 9
Coding region: 75-1742 (555 amino acids)
Molecular function (GO): protein binding
Source: RefSeq, a predicted model, not a curated record
UAAGAAAGUAGUACACCUCUUAAUUCAUUGUAUUAGGAUUUAGCUAGGAAGCUAGAUAGGAAGGAAUUGAAGCAAUGGUGGUAAUAUUUCAUCAAGAAAUGGAGCUUUAUUCAUGGACAGCCUUUGACGUGUACAUUACCUGGUGGUUUCUCACCUCUAUGUCCUCAGACAAACCUCCCCACCUCUCCCAUUGCCGUCUCUCAAUCCUUCCAUUCCCAACCAUGGCGGCCAUCUCCACCUCCCUCUCUUUCUGCCUCAUUUUCUUCCCCCUAACAAUCCUUGCCCAGACCGCCGAAAUCCCUAAAGGUUUCUUUUUGAACUGCGGCGGAAACGAGGAGGUGGAACAGAAGUCCCUCACGUUCGUCCCAGACGACCCGUACAUUUCCGUCGGAAACAAAUCCGUCGUGAAACAGCCCAACAUCCUUCUAACGUUAACCACAGUCCGCUAUUUCCCCAGCAGCAAGGCCAAGAAAUAUUGUUACAGUUUGCCGGUGGCUAAGGGGAAAAAGCUGCUGCUGAAGACGGUUUAUUAUUACGGCGGGUUUGACGGCGGGAAGGAGCCGCCGGUGUUCGAUCAGAUCAUCGACGGGACUAAAUGGUUUGUGAUUGACACCAAGGCGGAUUACGCGAAGGGUCUCAGCUCCUACUAUGAAGCCAUUGUUAUGGCGCAUGGAAUGGAGCUAACGCUCUGUCUUGCUAGGAAUGAACAUACGGGGAAUUCCAGCCCUUUCAUUUCCGCCAUUGAAGCUUCUUAUCUUGAAGACACCAUUUACAAUUCCACUGAUUUGCACAAAUAUGGAUUGAUCAACCUGGGCAGACACAAUUUUGGGUCUGAUUUAGAUAUGAUUGGUUUUCCAGAUGAUCCAUACAACAGACUCUGGAUUCCAUUCCUGGACCAUAACCCAUCAGUGCUAAGCCACUCCCACGUAUCGCCGGCGGUGUUUUGGAACAGGCCGCCGAAGGAAGUGUUCACGACGGCGGUGACAACAAGCAGAGGGAAAACGCUGACGCUCCACUGGCCGCCGUUUUCGCUCCCCAAUACUUACUACUACAUCGUUCUUUACUUCCAGGACAACCGGACGCCCAGCCCUUAUAGCUGGCGGACAUUUGACGUCAAGAUUAACGGAAAGACGUUUUACAGCAAGCUGAACGUGACCACAGACGGCGUCAGUGUUUACUCUCCGGCUUGGCCGCUUUCUGGGAAUACAGAGAUUUCUCUGAUUCCGGCUCAAGGUGUUCCGGUCGGGCCUGUGAUUAACGCCGGAGAAAUCUUUCAGCUUUUUCCGUUGGGGGGAAAGACGCUCACAAGAGAUGUGGCGGCGUUGGAGGAUUUGCAGAAGAGCAUGAAGAACACGCCUGAGGAUUGGAAUGGGGAUCCAUGCCAGCCAAAGGAUAAUGGAUGGACAGGAAUCACAUGUAAUAAAGGGAAAUCAUUCAGAGUUGUGUCUCUGAACUUGACUGGUAUAGGGCUGAGUGGAACACUACCUCCAAGCAUAUCCAAAUUGACUGCACUUUCCCAUAUUUGGCUAGGAGACAACAAACUCUCUGGUAAAUUGCCUGAUUUGAGCCAAUUGAAGGGCCUGAAAUCUCUGCAUUUGGAGAACAAUCAGUUUGAAGGAGCAAUCCCUAAGGGUCUAGGCCAACUACCAAAACUCACUGAAGUGUUUCUGCAGAACAACAACCUAAAUGGUCAAGUCCCAGAGGGGCUAAAGAACAGAAAGAACAUAAACCUCCAGGUUUGAGGGGAGUUGUCGGCCGAUGAAAGGAGUUGGAAGAGCUGAAGCAAUGAGAUUAUAAGCUAGCAACAAUGGAUGUCAAGAAAGGGAGAGAUGGAGAUGGAUGUUGGAUUGCCAAUUUGAAGAACAUAUGGAAAACCUGAGUGUCUAAAGUAAUGAUCUUCAGUGGAAAAUGUACUUUAAGGUCCUGUGUGAACAGAGCCAUAACAUAGUGAAGGAGUUUGUUUAUACAUUCAGAAGUUCAAUUUGCAAAUUUCAAUGCCAUGUUCCUCAAAGCAAUCCUAUGCAGGAUCUUAUUCAUCAGAAA